CCGAGAUAGCCGAUGUAUCACGAUUGUAUCUUCAGCAGUCGAUGAAUCCAAAAUGGCGACCAAAAUGUUAAUAAAAUAUAGUUUUAUUUAUUUAUUCGUUUACGCAAACAUUCGGGUUGUAAACGCAGUAAUUCCGGAUAAACGUCAACUUACCCAAUGGGCUUAUAAUUUGAAACAGCAACUCGACAAUGAAUUUAAAGCUGCCACAAGCUAUAGUACUCUGCCAGAUGCGUACAAUAACAAGGACAACUUGGCCAACAGUCCAUUCAAAUUGACAUUUGAGAAGAUUGACCCAGCGGAGAUGGUGAAAACCAUGGCGGACAAGUUGAGUGCCAUGCUGAAAAGCAAGAUGAUGGCAUUAAAUGCUUCUGUUGCUGCAGCAGAAAAGGCAGCCAAAGAACAUGUAUGGAACAACAACAUCCAGAUUGGUGAUUUCUUCACCCUGAAGUCGAAGGAUAUUAAGGACAACGAUACCGGUCUAGAGUACAGUGAACGCUUCAAACAAUACAUCAUUCCUAACAUGUCCAGUGUGCACAUUCCUGUUGAGAUAUAUGACGGAGAUGUGGAGAUCUUGAACGGACUGAAGUGGACUGCGGCGUUGGAUGAGGUGUUCAGCAGGAACGUGCAGAAUGACCCAGACAUACUUUGGCAGUACUUUGGCAGCCAGUCAGGCUUCAUGAGGACUCUGCCAGCUGCCAAGUGGGAUACCAGAAACAAGGUGGACCUGUUUGAUGUUAGACGCAGACCAUGGUACACUCAAGGUUCCAGUUCACCCAAAGAUAUGCUGAUCCUGAUAGAUGUAAGUGGCAGUGUGCAUGGACAAGCCCUUGAAAUGAUGAAGGUUGCUGCGGAAUCAUUGAUCAACACGCUUGGAGAAAACGACUUUGUGAACGUUGCUCAGUUCAGUGUGAAAGCCAGCCAUGUGUCCGAAUGCUUCAAAGGAAACUUUGUGCAGGCUAAUUACAGAAACAAGCAGAAACUGAUCAAGGAAGUGCAGCACAUUGAAGCUAGUGGCAUGGCAGACUAUACAGCAGGCCUCACGUUUGCAUUUGAGCUGUUUGAAAAUUUGAAGAACCAGACAGAUGGGCUGCGAGGGGCAGAGUGUAACCGUAUGAUCAUGCUGCUCACAGACGGGGGGACUGAGUUGGCAGAAGACGUGUUCAAGAAGUAUAACCCUCCAGGAAACAAGAGAUACAGAGUGUUUACAUAUGCAGUUGGACAAACUGCCAACCCUGUAUCUGCCAUACGCUGGAUGGCAUGUGCUAAUAGAGGAUACUUCUCCCAGAUCCAAGCUAUGGGGGCCGUUACAUCCAAAGUGCAGGAAUAUGUGGAUGUAAUAGCACGGCCGCUAGCAUUGCGAGGCAUUGAACAUGCAUUGUGGACUAGUAUAUACCGGGAUCAAUACACUGCGCCGGGCCUGGGCAUGAUGACCACAGUGACCCUCCCAGUGUAUAACAGGACUCUAGGCACAGCCAAUCAGACUAUACUUGGUGUGAUGGGAGUUGAUGUGACCACUGCAGCCAUGUUGAAACUUGCGCCUCAUCGGAAGUUUGGACCAAACGGAUUCGCUUUUUCUAUAAAUUCCAAUGGCUUCAUUGUGUUCCAUCCCAAACUGGAGGUGAAGACUGACUUCCACGACCCGCCAGACGUUGACUUCCUGGAGGUUGAGAUUGAAAGUGAGGAGAAGGAAUUGUUGAGGAAGCGAAUGAUUGACAUGGAAACUGGCACUGUCUCCAUGGAUUCCUACGCUGUCUCAGAUGACAAAAGACAUGUGGACUCUGAGAGAGAUGAUGGACAGAGGAUCUACUCCUUCAGGCCCAUAGAGGAGACCACAUUCAGCCUGGGUGUCAGUCUGCCCAAGUAUCACCAGCACCAUCUGACUGUCAAUCUCACAGAAAAUGUGGCCAGUUUUAUAAAAAAAAAUGCUGACCUUGUGAACAUGUCUGACGUGGCGCUCCUGAUUGCUAAAUGGGAUUACUACGAGAACUACAUUGGAAGUGAAAACCGCACUGGCACCAUCUUAGAUCUGCUUAAUGAGAUGGAGGACCACUCAUUCGACAAAUGGAACCCAGAACUGAUAAGCCAUCUACUGUAUGACCUCAAUGUGACUGCCUACAUCCAUGACUACUGGAAAGUGUCCAAAAACCCAUCGAUAGUUGGUGCCUUUGUGAGCACAUUAGGAGGUCUGACUGCUGUCUACCCCAAGAGUGACGAGCUAUUGGAGCAGUUUUUGGCUCUAAACGACACAUGGAAGGCCAGUUACUUCAAACGUGCCCUCAACACCAAUGAUCUGCUAUUCAGUGCUCCCCAUGUGAUAGAUCCUAAAAGAGAAGGUAACAACACUGUGGGAGACGUGAUGGUGGUGGCGUCUGUUGUCAUGGAUAGCAGCAAACUUGACCCCAGUCUUCAAGGUCAACUGAAAGUAGCAGUGACUGGAGCCAUAUUCAGCCACCACUUCAUCCAAGAUCAGCUGAUCCGCAAUGUGGAGGUGUGCAAUUCAUCCUCCACAGUGGCUUGUCAUCUCCUUGACGACGGGGCCUUCCUAAUAGCAACCAACCAACCUCACCUCAACACAAGCGUUGGCCGAUUCUUUGGCAAGGUUGACCCAGAGGUGAUGAGUGAACUCUUCAAUGACUCUUUCUUCCUCAGACAUGAGCAGUAUGACUAUGGGGCAGUGUGUGAACCAGCCAUGGGAAACACAACCAGCGCAGGAACCCUCAACAUUCCAUCACUCGCUCUUCUGUACGAGUUUCUAACGUUCAACUGGUGGAGCAGCGUGGUCACAUGGAUGUUCACCAACUUCAGUGUGUACAACUUAAUCAGUCCAAGUCCAGCAUUUGUAGUUGAAGCCAGCCAACACAAGACACAGCACUGCACAAAGGAGAGCUCCCAGUAUUACUAUGGAACCAGUAGCUCCUGGUCGGGUAACACCACAGACUGUGAGGUCAAACUGAUCCAAUGCUCCAGGGAGUACAUAGUGCAGCGAGUUAACGGCACCAACCUGUUGCUAGUGGUGACGGAAUUGCCAAGGGAUGGCUGUGACCCCUGCAAGGUCAAGGUGGACAUGGACAACAUCAUACAGGAGCCUACAGUCAUCCCUCUAAAGAAAAGUGAUGAGCAUUUCUGUGAGUUGAAGCCAAGAUAUAGAAGAAAGACCAGUCAUUGCUAUGACAACCACACACUGGAGGAUGACUCCAAGUGCAGGGGCUCCCAAACCCACCCACUGUCCUUCCUCACCAUGCUGGUAACCACGGCAACACUCCUACUGGUCACCCGAUGACCUUGACCUCACUCAUUGGCAACAGCUUGGCAACAGAGAGAGAAUCCAGUCUAACAGUGUGUUGAAAGAAAAUUCAAUUUCUAGAAUGAUGUUUGAAUAAUUCAGUGUUACAGCGUACCCGGUUAUCACAGUUUAUUUGAUCUUGCAGUGGAAUGGUUUUGAAAUGUGCUUUUAUGUUAAUUUUUUUCUGAGGAAAAGUGAAAUCAAGAUUUGAGAAAAAUACAUUUGACUCUUCAAAAUGUAAAGAUAUAGUUUUUGAAAAUAUUUAUUACAAGGUGGGAAUUACUUAAAAACAUUCCUUUCGUAUUUCUGAAUAUGUAAAGAGAACAAGCACAUAUUUAAUAAAUUACUUACUAUUUUUAUAUUAUAGAAUAUAUGUGUUAGCAAUACAAUUAGCUUUUAGUGAACGUGGGUUUUAUCAUGUACAAAACAUUAUGAAGAAUUAUUUAUUCCAGUUGUUGUGCCAUGUUUUCUUUUUCUCCAUUUAUUUUAAAUUGUAGGGUAUACACAGUCUUUGUGAUGGAGAGAAUUUCUGUAAUUUAGUUUAUUUCUUUAAUCCAUUACAUUGUCUUACGUUUUGUCUAGUCUGUCAACUGAAUGCUUUAGUUGUGAUACCUACUUCAUGUAUAGUUUGUUUAGCACUAUAGUUUUUGUUACGUUGUUCUGUGGUUCCCCACACUAUAGUUUUUGUUACGUUGUUCUGUGGUUCCCAACACUAUAGUUUUUGUUACGUUGUUCUGUGGUUCCCAGUUAUUCACUGCACACUGAGACAUAUUUGGUACCCUGUCUGCUUACUGGUAUUUUAGAAAUGAACCGCACUCAUGGAAAACCAGGUUUAAUGAAUGUGUGUAAAGUGUCCCCCAAGGUAAGCCUGUGCUGUGUGCACAGUCUUAUCUGUUACAUUACUUUCAGUUUUUAAAGAAUGAUUAAUUUAAAAGGAAAUCUCAUUUAAAAUAAAAAUCCAGUCUAGGCUGAAGUUGUUAUCCCAGGUUAGCUUAUUCUGGACCACACUUAACACACAGGCAUUAAACCCUGUUUUCCCACAGACCAGCUGAUAUAGUGAGCAGUCUGUUAACAGAAGCCCUAAAUCACAGUUAUGAAAGCACUUAAAACAUUAUUUUGUUCAAAUUUGACCACCCAUUUUACUUUAAGUGUGUUUGCCCUGUUAGAUAAUUAUGAAAUAAGUUUCUAUUUAUGAUAUUGUGUCUUUGCUUUGUAAUGUAUCCUUCUUAAUGCACAUGCCCUAAGUUUACUUCCUAAUUAGCUUGUGCAGUCUGUAUUGCACAUAGGCUAAC
Molecule: messenger RNA, 4575 nt
Organism: Dreissena polymorpha
Lineage: Eukaryota; Metazoa; Mollusca; Bivalvia; Myida; Dreissenidae
Product: voltage-dependent calcium channel subunit alpha-2/delta-2-like
Exons: 37
Coding region: 53-3280 (1075 amino acids)
Cellular component (GO): voltage-gated calcium channel complex
Molecular function (GO): voltage-gated calcium channel activity
Source: RefSeq, a predicted model, not a curated record